CUAAUUAGACAGAUACAGAGAACUCUCUUCUCUUCACUGUAUAUCCAAUGGCCUCCUGGCAAAAGGUUUCAUCUGUUCUUCUUACUCUCUCCUUCUUCUUCUUCUUUGGGAGUAGAGCCUCCGCAACUGUGUUCACGUUCAAAAACCAGUGCAGCUACACUGUCUGGCCAGGAACCUUAGCUAACAACGGAGGUCCCGUCCUCGGAGACGGUGGCUUCCUCUUGGCGCCCGGUGCAACAUCGCAGGUCACUGCACCUCCGGGAUGGGAAGGCCGAUUCUGGGCUCGCACCGGAUGCAACUUCGACGGCUCCGGCAACGGUAGGUGCACCACUGGCGACUGCGGUGGAUUGAAGUGUAGAGGCGCUGGUGUACCACCCGUUACACUUGCUGAAUUCAAGACUGGCACUAACAAUGACAUGGAAUACUACGACAUCAGCCUCGUGGAUGGAUACAACGUGAAUAUGGGAAUUAAGCCUACUGGUGGGACAGGAGACUGCAAAGACAUUCAAUGCGUUGCUGACAUCAACGGGAGCUGCCCGGCGGUCCUGCAACUGAAGGACUCGGCCGGUAACGUGGUCGCAUGCAAGAGCGCAUGUACAGCGUUUAACACGCCGGAGUAUUGUUGCACCGGAAACCACAACACGCCGCAGACUUGCUCGCCCUCUCAGUACUCGCAGAUGUUCAAGAGGGCAUGUCCGAUGGCGUACAGUUACGCAUAUGAUGAUCCCACCAGCACGUUCACUUGCGCAGGCUCUGAUUACUUGAUCACAUUCUGCCCUUAAGCUUAAUUAGGGAUUCUGAUGAUUUUCCUUUCUGCAUCUGUCUUUCUGGUUUCACUGGUAAUAAUUAAGGAGUAUGUAUUCCUGGUAUGAAUAAGGGGUGAACUUCCGCUAUGAAUAAGAAGUCUGCCCACUCUGCUGUGGGUAGGAAAUUGUUGUUUCUAUAUUUA
Molecule: messenger RNA, 949 nt
Organism: Nelumbo nucifera (sacred lotus)
Lineage: Eukaryota; Viridiplantae; Streptophyta; Magnoliopsida; Proteales; Nelumbonaceae
Product: pathogenesis-related protein 5-like
Source: RefSeq, a predicted model, not a curated record